UCGCAAGUACGUCACCUUUUGGCAGAUCUAUUUUCAUGGGCGCACGGCGUGUCCUGCAUAGCAGUUCCUUUGAUGGAUGAAGCGGACAAUUUCACACGAGGCCGAAGCAGCAGUACAUCGGCUUCGAGAUUUGGGUUUUACUCCGGCCUCUGCCGGAGCACUACCCAGUCAGGGUGGCCUGAGUCCGCUUGCAGUUCUUGGACUGACAGAUGCCAACUGCUGGCAACAGGUCCGGCAGGCCUUUGUAGCCCGCCUGAGACAAUUUCCUCCAGAGCAAUUUCCAGAGGAAUUUGUCAUCAUCGUGGAUGCCUACAAGAUGCUGAAACGGCGUUUCCAAAAUGUGCAAGAAGAAGAUGGCAGCGGCCAUGGCAAGCGGCGCCGAAAGAUGGAGGACCCUGGUGACGCACAGCGUGGCAAUACCUUGGACAUCAUGGACUGUGCAGGAGUGGUGCAAGGGAUUGCGCCCAAGUCAAUGGCGGCAGUGCCAAUGGCAGCUCCAGCGACUGUAGCAUCCACAAUGCCUGUGCCCUGUAAUGGUUACAGCACUGGCCAAGUCACCAAUAUGCAUUCGGGAGCAGGUACGAUGCACACCAGCUGAGGAUACAGCACAUCGGCAGGUGUUGCCAGUCUCGGGGUGGUGUUGGAUCCCUAUAAGGGUAACUCCCCGCACAACAGAACUUUCUGAGUUGCAAUUGUCUCGAUGCUUCAAGACUUCAAGACAGUAUCAGCGCAGCAAGUAAUACGGUGAGUCUUAAGGCUGGUGAUCCAGUAGCUUCGGCUUGCGCGCACUUCACGGCACUAGCCUACCAAGCAUCGGUAUUGCAAGUCGUGUCCUG
Molecule: messenger RNA, 836 nt
Organism: Durusdinium trenchii
Lineage: Eukaryota; Dinophyceae; Suessiales; Symbiodiniaceae
Source: the annotation of a GenBank genome assembly